CCCCACCCCUUCGUCUCCACUCCACCCAAAGCACUCGAAACGCAACUCCAACUUCCCAGAUCGCAGCACCAUCACACCGCCCUAGGGCAAGGCAGGCGAGCGAGCGAGCGAGAGAGAUAGAGAGAGAGAGAGGAGUCCGGCGAUGGCGAGAUCCUUGGACGGGGAGGCCUCGUCGCCGUCGCCGUCGCUGCGGCACAAGCUGCGAACGACGGUGUGCUGCUGCUUCGGCAGGGGAGCCGGAGCCGGCGGGGAGAGGGUCAGGUGGCGGCGCCGGGCGACCACGGGGGAGUUCCGCUACGACCCGCUCGGCUACGCGCUCAACUUCGACGAGGGGGAGGACGACGGUGCCGGCGCCGACGCCGCGGCCGCCUUCCGGUGCAGGAACUUCAACUCGCGGCUGCCGCCUUCGCCGGUCUCGGCGCCCGCCCAGCGGCCCACGGCCAUCGCCAUGGCCUAAACUGCGUUGUUAUUUUUUUCUCUAAUUCUACGAUCUACUGAGCGAGCGAGUUAUGUGUAGCAGCAGCAUAGUGAAUUGUGAUAUACUCGUAGAAUCUAGGCACCUACCAAUGUGUUUAUACUAUGUAAUCAGAUUGAAGCGGCCGUGAUGAACCCUAGAAUUGGGGGAUUUGAUUUGAUUCGUGGAAAAAAAUUCUGCUUUUGUUC
Molecule: messenger RNA, 663 nt
Organism: Phragmites australis (common reed)
Lineage: Eukaryota; Viridiplantae; Streptophyta; Magnoliopsida; Poales; Poaceae
Exons: 1
Coding region: 143-457 (104 amino acids)
Source: RefSeq, a predicted model, not a curated record